AUGCUGAGCUGGAGCCGCAGAGACUCGCUGUCGGCUCCGGGCAGGCACAAGGGUCGGAUACCGGAGUGGGACACCGACACGCGGACUGACAUUAAGACGGUGCUGCAGCAAGCCGACGAAGAAGCGAGCCCGGCGUCGCAGGCUCCGAGCUGUGAGGAAGCGAGCAGCGAGACCUGCGGAGCCCAGCCGCCCGAGCUGAGUGCCAUGUCGCCGCGGAAUGGAGAGAGCGUCAGCGACAACUUAGAAGGUCCACCGUUGGUCGACCAAAGAAGAGCUUCAGACAUGCAGGAGAUGAGUUCCCAUGUGCAAACUGCGCGGCCGUCCCAGAUGACGGACCUAACGGAACGAGCGGCUCGCAUUAAGCAGAAGCUGGAGCAGGGAGUGAAGAAACCAUAUAAGGAUGUAAUAGAUGUCUCCUGGGGGGACCCUCAGAGGGCUGGCAUGAAACCUCUCUCCUUUGUCAGACAGGUGCUAGCUGCUUGUUUUUACCCACAACUCCUGGACGGUGACAACCUGCCCUUGGAUGUCAAGCGACGAGCGCAGGAGCUGCUCUGGUGUUGUGAUGGCGGCAGUGUAGGCUCAUAUACGAACACUCCGGGGAUUUCCGAAAUAGUGGAGAGCAUUGCUGAGUUCUUAACCAGACGAGAUGGCAUUCCAGCUGAUCCUGGCAACAUCUGGAUCCAUCCUGGUUCACAGAUGUCACUCAUGAAGAUCCUGUCGCUGCUAGUGCACAGUGAGGCAUCCCCCAAGAGCGGCGUGCUCAUGCCGGUGCCGGGACACACAACAACCCCCUUGUCUGUAGAAACCCUGGGGGGCGUGGUGGUCCCCUACUUCCUCGAUGAGGAGUGCGGCUGGGAGAUAGGGGUGGAUGAACUGCGACGCGCGCUGGACUCAGCCCGGGGCGUGUGCCAACCCGUCGCUUUAUACGUCAUCAAUCCAGGAAACCCCUCGGGUCACGUUCAGAGUAGGAAGUCGAUGGAGGAGGUCAUCAGGUUUGUUGCAGAGAACAAACUCUUUCUUCUUGCUGAUGAGGUGUACCAGAGCAGCAUUUAUGACGCUGAGAGGGAGUUUGUGUCCUACAAGAAGCUUCUGUGGGAGCUGGGACCUCCUCUGUCCCACACGCUGGAGCUGGCCUCCUUCCACUCUGCAUCCAAAGGCCUCCUGGGAGAGUGUGGUCUUCGAGGAGGAUACGUGGAGCUACUCAACAUAGACCCUGCCGUCAUGCCAUACGUCCAGCAGAGCUUCCAUAUGGUCACAUGUUCUCCCGUCUACGGGCAAAUUGCUCUGGCACUCAUGGCCAAGCCCCCACAGCCGGGAGAUCCAUCGUACCCGCUUUAUAAACACGAAACUGAGUGCGCGAGGAGCACGCUGCUUGACAACGUGAAGCGAGUUCAUCAGGUUUUGAAUAGUCUGCCUGCAAUCAGGUGCCAGCCAGUGCAAGGAGGAGCCUUUGCCUUCCCUAGACUGCUUCUGACACCGAAAGCCAUUAGCAAAGCUAAGGAAGUGGGCAUGCAACCAGACACAUUCUACUGUGUCGGACUGCUGGAAGAAACUGGAUUAUUUGUGAGUCCAGGAUCUGAGUAUGGACAAAAAGAAGGCACCUACCACAUCAGGAUUUGCAUUAUGACUUCUGCUGACAUCAUGGAAGAACUACUGAGACGCCUCAGCGCUUUUCACUUACAGUUCAUGAAGGAUUUUGAAUAA
Molecule: messenger RNA, 1704 nt
Organism: Nerophis lumbriciformis (worm pipefish)
Lineage: Eukaryota; Metazoa; Chordata; Actinopteri; Syngnathiformes; Syngnathidae
Source: RefSeq, a predicted model, not a curated record